Molecule: messenger RNA, 1620 nt
Organism: Drosophila serrata
Lineage: Eukaryota; Metazoa; Arthropoda; Insecta; Diptera; Drosophilidae
Product: alpha-N-acetylgalactosaminidase-like
Biological process (GO): glycoside catabolic process; oligosaccharide metabolic process
Cellular component (GO): cytoplasm
Molecular function (GO): alpha-galactosidase activity
Source: RefSeq, a predicted model, not a curated record
AAACAAUUCUAUCACUGCUUAAUAAAUCACGAAAUCGAAAUUAAAUUUUUGACACGAAAGACGCUACAAAAAAUUGGGAAGAGAUAUUUAACGAAGGGUAGCAAAAUCGUUGGUGUUGCCGGUCGCAAUUUACCCCUCUCUACCCACUUUGGUUAGAACCAAAUUAGUUUUGCCAUCCCAAUAACUGCAGUUUUUCCUGUAGUGCAGCAGCGAAAAAUGGGAAUUUUCACAGCCACCUAUAUAAAUAAUUUUGGUUUUCUGCUUCUGAAGUCUGUCGCAAACUUUACAUUGCUAAUGUCUCUUUUGCUAGUUGGAAUCAGUUUUUUUCGUUUUGCAGAUGGACUCGAGAACGGACUGGCACGAACACCGCCGAUGGGCUGGAUGCCCUUUGAGAGGUUCCGCUGCGUGACGGACUGCGCUCGUUUUCCGAGAGACUGCAUCAGUGAGACGCUCAUCAAACGUACAGCAGAUCUGCUGAUAUCCCACGGAUACGCCGCUGCGGGAUAUCAGUAUGUUAUAAUCGACGACUGUUGGAUGGAGACCCAUCGCGAUGAGACCACGCACGAGCUUUUGCCUAGCUUGGACCGAUUCCCCAGCGGUAUGAGAUUUCUCGGUGAAUAUAUUCAUAGCCUAGGGUUAAAGUUUGGACUCUACCACGACGUAGGUGAGAAGACUUGCAUGUUCCGGGGUCCUGGAGCUGCUCGGCAUUUCGAGCUAGAUGCCCAGACAUUCGCCAACUGGGGCGUCGACUACGUGAAGAUGGAUGGUUGUUAUGCAAGCGACGCGGAACUCGACAGUGGCUAUCCCGCAUUUGGCAAGGCCUUGAACAAAACGGGUCGUCCCAUUGUUUACUCCUGCAGCUGGCCAUUUUAUAAGUCAAAGCCUGACUACUCACUAAUUUCGCAACAUUGUAAUCUAUGGCGGUUCGCAGUCGACAUAGAGGAUUCUCUGGCAUCGGUAACUAAUAUAAUGUCACGAUACUCCAGCAUGCAGAAUGUUCUGACGGCGCAUUCUGGUCCUGGUCGCUGGAACGAUCCUGACAUGCUUGUCCUGGGGAACUUUCGCUUGAGUUAUGAUGCCAGCCGCCUGCAAAUAGCUAUUUGGGCUGUACUUGCGGCACCUUUGAUUAUGACCAACGACUUGGAAACCGUACGACCAGAAAUAAGGGAUCUGCUUCAGAACCGUGAAAUAAUAGCGAUUGAUCAGGACCCGAUGGGCUUGCCCGGAAAAGUUGUUAUGAAAUUUCGAAAUAUCCAGGUUUGGGCACGUCCUGUACGACCCGUGAACGACUUUGGGGACAGCUCGCUUGCAGUAGCAUUCGUCAACCAGGGGGGCCUUCGUGUCUGCCCCUUGUGUCCUCAAACAUUCGAUGUACUGUUGUAUCGUCUGGGUCUAAACAGCCGCACUGGAUAUUCUGUGGUGGACUUGUUCAAUAAAAGCCAUAGCUUAGGUUUGUUUAAGCCAAAUGAUAAGUUUAUCACGCGAAUCAACCCGGAAGGAGUGACGUUCUACAAGUUUACAGUAGGGAGCUCCUACUGAUGCAUUUAAUAAAAUUUACUGCACAAUUUGCCUUCUAAAGAUGAUGAGGUCAAGUAAUUGUCAGCAAUUUUUAGAACACAA